Molecule: messenger RNA, 2223 nt
Organism: Ricinus communis (castor bean)
Lineage: Eukaryota; Viridiplantae; Streptophyta; Magnoliopsida; Malpighiales; Euphorbiaceae
Product: cyclin-A2-4
Exons: 12
Coding region: 303-1757 (484 amino acids)
Biological process (GO): mitotic cell cycle phase transition; regulation of cyclin-dependent protein serine/threonine kinase activity
Cellular component (GO): nucleus; cytoplasm; cyclin-dependent protein kinase holoenzyme complex
Molecular function (GO): cyclin-dependent protein serine/threonine kinase regulator activity
Source: RefSeq, a predicted model, not a curated record
AAAAUUUUCUUGAAUGAGGUUACAACAGGGAAAUCUUGAAGUCUUGGAACCAAAUUUCAUUUUGUUAAAAUCUCAAGCUUCGGAUAUCAAUUUGUUUCUUUUUUUUGCUUAUGGAAAUUGGGUUGUUUCAUUUUCUUGAUUUUCAUCUUCAUGAAAAGAUUAUUUCCCAAUGUUUCAGGGUUUAUAAGUGAAUUUUUCUGAUUCUACAUCUCAUUGCUCGACAUUUUCAAAUUUUCUGAUGCGGUUGCUCUCCUAAUCUGACUGUAAUGCUUUAGUAUUGUUCUCGUCUAAGGCUUGUAAAAAUGAAGAAGGAAAAUAUGAUUCCUGUUAAUAUGGGAGAUCAUAAUGCUCGGAUAACACGUGCACGGGCAGCUGCCUUGCGUGCAUCUAGCAAGGUGCUGCCUUUGAGGGAAACCAGACAACAAGGGCAGAAGCGGAUUUUGCGAGCAAAUUCUAAAAGAGCAGCCUUGGAUGAGAACAACACCAGUGCUAUUGAUAAUGCAAAGAGGAGAGCAGUGCUUCGGGAUGUCACAAAUGUUUGCUGUGAGAGUUCUUAUAGGAGUUGCUUCAGUGCAGCUAAAAUUCAGGCUAAGAACGGAAAGCAGGCUAAAAAGGGCCAGCUCAAUGUUUCCAAAGUGAUUCCUUCGCGUGCUGCAGAACCCCCACGUCUCCAAGCUGACUCAAAGAUAAAAGUUUUGCAAGAUUCUAUAAAAACAGAACCUAAAUCAGAAGUUAUAUCUUCAACUACUUUGGAGAAAGAUGAGCAUUGUCAGCUAAAUAAAGUAAGGGAGUUCGGCACAAGUAACCAUUGGGUUCCAAAACCAUGUUCCAGAGUGCCAUCACAACUCUGCAGUCCUGCAAAUCAAUUGGAGAAACAAAGCCUCAUUGGUGGUGGGAUGAUAUCUAGUAAUCCAGAUGUUAAAGACAUUGAUUGUGAUCACAAGGAUCCUCAACUCUGCAGCUCCUAUGCUUCGGACAUCUAUAGCAAUUUACGUGUUGCUGAGCUUGUCCGCAGGACACAGUCUACUUACAUGGAAACAAUCCAGCGAGAUAUCACUCAAAGCAUGAGAGGGAUUCUGAUUGAUUGGCUUGUGGAGGUAUCAGAGGAAUAUAAGUUGGUGGCAGAUACACUUUAUCUCACAGUGUAUCUCAUAGAUUGGUUUCUCUCUCAAAAUUACAUUGAAAGACAGAGACUUCAACUACUUGGUAUUACUUGCAUGCUGAUUGCCUCCAAAUAUGAAGAAAUUUGUGCACCACGUGUGGAGGAAUUCUGCUUCAUUACUGACAACACGUACACACAAGGGGAGGUGUUAAAGAUGGAGAGUCUUGCGUUGAAAUAUUUCGGCUUUCAAUUAUUUGCUCCCACUGCCAAAACUUUUCUCAGGAGAUUUCUACGUGCAGCACAGGCUUCUUACAAGAGCCCCAGUUAUGAACUGGAGUACUUGGCCGAUUAUCUGGCGGAGCUGACAUUGGUUGACUACAGUUUCUUGAACUUCCUCCCCUCAGUCAUUGCUGCUUCUGCUGUAUUUCUUGCUAGAUGGACAUUGGAUCAGACAAGUCAUCCUUGGAAUCCAACAUUAGAACACUACACUUCUUAUAAAGCAUUGGACAUUAAAACCACAGUUGUUGCUUUACAAGACCUACAAUUAAACACCAACGUGUGUCCUCUGAAUGCUAUACGCAUGAAGUAUAGGCAGCAAAAGUACAAAUCAGUAGCUGCUUUGUCUUCUCCAAGACUGCUAGAAACAUUAUUUUGAAAACAAGUCCACUGGUCUACAUUACUCAAGUGGUUGCUAACACAAACACUUCUCAAAUGAAGUUUCCUCUGGAGGCUCUGGACGUUGUCAACUCCUUCUUGAGGUUGUACCUGAUAUCGAGUCAUAACCCUCUUUCGUCAUUUAUAUACAUUUCUGAUCUUCAAUUUCCACAUAAUUUUUUAUAGGUUUCAGUACUACUGACCUAUGUCAUUUUAAGGCCUAUAUCUGAGAGCAGGUCUGCCAUGCCACUAAGCUAAGCUAGGUUUAUUGUAACUAUCUUUUUCAAUAUUCUUAUCACGUCAACAACCAAAAAGUUUUUGUUAGAUUGUAAAGUUAAGAAGACAGAAUGUAACCCGUUGGGCGUUUGGCAGCAUUGGAUCAGUUGUGUCUCUUCUUUGUAACUUUUGCACAGCUGGAGAUUAUUUUGUUAUUUUACUUAUUGAACUUUUCUGCUUCUUGGAUUUAA